Seminavis robusta is the source of this 2392-nucleotide messenger RNA. The record is from the annotation of a GenBank genome assembly. Lineage: Eukaryota; Bacillariophyta; Bacillariophyceae; Naviculales; Naviculaceae.
UGCCGUAAGUGAAUUGGCGACGCCACAGCAAGACAGCUUUUGAAUAAUAGUUCGGGUAAAACAUUAUAAAAGCAACUUUCCAUUUUACCUUAUCUACUAAUACCUUAUUGAUAAAGCUACCGGUAAGUAAGUAGUGGUAAAACCUGCAAUUGCCAGUCUUUUUGAAAGCGAACAUCUAGCUAGUGGUACGGUACCGUAGAAAGGUUACCAGUAGCUUCGUACGGUAGCUAAGAAUUUGGGAGGGAAGCACCUCCUCCGCUUCAUUCAUCCUUCCCUCCACCAGAACAAGCGCCAACAAGAGUGAUCAAGAGCCAAGAGCACUGCAGUACAUGUACAGUAUACAAUACUGCAGUAAACACAAGAAGCCCCACAACAGCUACAUUGAUUGAGCUGAGCAGACAGACCGUCUCUCGCUUUCUCUUCAUUCAUUCACUCACUGCUGUAUACCCCCAGUUAUUAGAGCUCCAUUAAGCUCGUAUACCCAUACUAUUAUACCCAUUCUAUUAUACCCUUGGUUAAUAGAAAGAAGGAAAGAUGAGUGCCGUGGAACGCUGUUCGAUUGCGUCGUCCAUUACAACGUGUGCUUCUACGCGAUGCUCUACUACAUCUACUUCUACUUCUACAAGUACUUCAGUAAUAACGGCACAUGACUUGGUGGUGUCGUUAGAAGAACUGCUGUUGCAAUUGGAACACAUCCAACGGCAAGUGCCUGGCUUUGAAGAAGCCGCGGGUCAGUUUGACUUUUGCGGACGAUGGGAUCGAUUGCACAAACACACGAGUCGCUUGUCCGAGUGUACGUCCAUGAGUCGGGACGAUGAGGACACGCUACUGCUGGCAACCGACUUUGAGCAAAUCAAGGAACUCGUGUGCGACUGUCGAUCGUUUCUCGAGACGUUGGAAGACGCCAAGAUUGCCCCACGGCAUCGGUGGCAGAAAUGGUGGGACAAACAACAGAGUGGCAAAUACCAACGACCGCUCGAAGCACUCUCCAAUCGACUCAACGAAGUCAUUGUCACGCAUGUGCAUCAUGUCUGGGACAUGGUGCCAUUACAAGUCGAACACGACACUGAUAGUACUUCAACAGCUACGCUGUCUCAUUUUCCAUUCACCAUGGACCAAAUGGGACUCACGGCUCCGGUUCAGUCGGAACACGAGGAAUUGACCGGAUGGCACGGCAAAGGCUGCGAUAAGCUCAGUUUCAGUCAACGACUUUCUACCAGUAUGAGGAGUACCGCCAGUACGGCCAGUACUGUCAGUAUGGAUUCUUCUAUGCGUUCCUACUCGACUCACAACAAUAGCAACAACAACAACAACAACAAUGGCAGCAGUAGCAACUGGACGGAUAGCGCAUCCAAUAACAAUCAAGAUUUGCUGUGGGACUUUUCGCCACGACCACUGCCACCGAGUGGAUGGGGUAGCAACGGCGGCGCUCCGAAAACGCGACGCGACUUGCAAGAACAAUACGUGCAAACCCAACGAUUGCGCGAACUAUCCCAAGAUAUUCCCGUGCAACAGAUUCGCGUCGUAUUGGCACAACUCGAAGCCGGGGAUACCAGUCCUACCAUUGUCACGGCCAAAACGGCCAUGAUGACGCUCGGCUACUUUGGUGCAUUAAUGGUAUCGCCCCUCGCCAUGACGUUUGGAUUGACACCGCAAGAAGCCAUUCACGAAACACCCCUCGAAGCUGCCGCCGUCUUUUCCCAUUACUUGCUGGAGUUUGAACUCGCUGAUAAAGACGGGACCAUAGCGACACUGGAGAAUUGUGUCAAUGACAUUUACUUGUAUGAAGGACGAUCCACACGGGCCCAACAGCACGUCGUUACUACCAUUCCCAUGUUGCCGGGCGCCAUUGGGGCACCCAACUCGGUCACACGGCCGUUACUAUUGAGAGAUCUCAUUCGAUUUCGCAAUCAACAACGGCAACAACCGUAUCGAUUGUUUGAAAACAAUUGCAAACACUUUUGUGUCCACGCAUUGACAGGAGGAGACUUGUUCCCCAAAGCCACCAAUGUCGAUCGAACCAAUCUCGAAGUGUUUUAUCAACUCUGUCAAGGAUGUUAUGUUCAAGAAGAAUGUUUUGACUUGUUUACCGAUCCGCGCAUGCCACUGUUGCCGGAAGAAGACGAAGCAGAACAAGAACCGCCUCCAAUGGACGAUUCUUCCUCGAAACGACGACGACGACGCAUGUCGGGGGUCGAUGUACGAGGCUUGUCCGAACGAGAUCUCAUGAUGGACGAUUCGUCGCGACGACGACAACAACUCAUGAUGGAUGACUCAUCGCGACGACGACGACCCGUCAGUAUCGUACAAAUGAGUAUUGAUUUUGAAUGGUAAAUACAAUGAUCAAUAAAUACAAUGCAUAAAGAAGUAUAUAGAUAGCCAUCAUCCAUGU